Molecule: messenger RNA, 3480 nt
Organism: Aspergillus saccharolyticus JOP 1030-1
Lineage: Eukaryota; Fungi; Ascomycota; Eurotiomycetes; Eurotiales; Aspergillaceae
Gene: niiA
Product: nitrite reductase niiA
Exons: 9
Coding region: 82-3384 (1100 amino acids)
Molecular function (GO): heme binding; nitrite reductase [NAD(P)H] activity; flavin adenine dinucleotide binding
Source: RefSeq, a predicted model, not a curated record
GGUGGCACAAAAACGAUCUUCUGGCGGGUUCCCGUGAUCCGCUGCAACACCAGGGUUCCUUAGUCUCCAUCAUCCGCCACCAUGCCGCUGCUGGACGGACCCGGGAGCAACGAUCAUGUCAUCUCGGGCACUAUCCACGAUGUCUUCUCUCAAACGUCAUCCAUGAUGGAGUCUCGCUCCAGCACACAGCCGCGCAGGCAUAACGCUCAUGCACGUCAGAAGAUUGUAGUCGUGGGCUUAGGCAUGGUUGCUAUCUCGCUCAUUGAGAAGAUCAUUAAACAAGAUGCGGAGCGUCGACAAUACGAUAUCCUCGUCAUCGGAGAAGAGCCCCAUGUCGCAUACAACCGUGUUGGCUUGUCCUCUUUCUUCGAGCACCGAAAGAUUGAGGACUUGUAUCUCAAUCCCACAGAAUGGUAUGGAUCCGUAAAAGAUCGGUCCUUCGACUACCAUCUUAACACACGGGUAACCGAGAUCAUCCCCCAACACAAUUUAGUCAAAACAUCCACAGGAGAUACCAUUACCUACGACAUCCUUGUUCUUGCUACUGGCUCCGAUGCCGUCCUCCCCACCCACACUCCAGGGCAUGACGCAAAAGGCAUAUUCGUGUACCGAACAAUCUCUGAUCUCGAGAAGCUUAUCGAAUUCGCCUCAAAACACAAAGGCGAGACCGGGGUCACAGUUGGUGGAGGCUUGCUGGGUCUCGAAGCAGCCAAAGCCAUGACAGACCUGGGAGAUUUCGGGAAUGUGAAACUCAUUGACCGCAACAAGUGGGUGUUGGCCAGACAACUUGACGGCGAUGCAGGCACUCUUGUAACACGCAAAAUCAGAGAGCUGGGGUUGGAUGUGCUGCACCAGAAGUGCGUGGCGACCAUCAAGACAGAUGCCGACAACAAUGUCACGGGCAUUGUCUUUGAGGACGGCGAUGAGAUCAGCUGUUCUUGUAUCUGCUUUGCUAUUGGGGUACGUCCCAGAGAUGAACUGGGACAAUCCGCCGGCAUUCAAUGUUCAGGACGAGGAGGAUUCGUCGUUAAUGAAAGUCUUCAGACAUCUGUCGAGAAUAUCUAUGCUGUCGGUGAAUGUGCCAGCUGGGAGAACCAGACCUUCGGUAUCAUCGCUCCGGGUAUCGAAAUGGCCGAUGUUCUGGCAUACAACCUGACGAACCCCGAUAAGGAGCCGAAGAGGUUCCAACGUCCUGACCUCAGCACCAAACUGAAGCUCUUAGGCGUGGAUGUAGCCAGCUUUGGAGAUUUCUUCGCGGACAGGGAUGGGCCCAAGUUUCUUCCCGGCCACAGGCCCUCAAUUCAAGCCGACCGAAAAGACGGCGAGACAGACAGUGAAUCAUUAGUCAAAUCACUUACCUACAAAGAUCCAUUCAGUGGUGUUUACAAAAAAUACUUGUUCACCAUGGAUGGCAAAUACCUGCUUGGUGGUAUGAUGAUCGGAGACACGAAGGACUAUCUCAAACUGAAUCAGAUGGUCAAAUUGCAAAAGGAGUUAGAGGUGCCUCCCAGUCAAUUCAUUUUGGGUGCGCAAAAGGAUAGUGAGGAGAACGGGGAUGAUCUUGACGACAGUACUCAGAUCUGUGCUUGCCAUAAUGUCACCAAAGGAGACUUGGUUGCCAAGAUCAAGAGUGGCACCUGCAAAUCCAUCGGCGAAGUUAAGUCGUGCACUAAAGCAGGGACUGGUUGUGGCGGCUGCAUGCCAUUAGUGCAGUCGAUCUUCAACAGAACUAUGCAGGACAUGGGCCAAGAAGUUUCCAACAACUUAUGUAUCCACAUUCCACAUUCUCGAGUGGACCUAUACAAUAUUAUUGCUGUCAAACAGCUGAAGACCUUCGAAGAUGUGAUGGCGGCGGUCGGAAAAAAUCCGGAAUCGCUUGGCUGCGAGCUUUGCAAGCCUGCGAUCGCGUCCAUUCUCUCGAGUCUUUUCAACCCUCAUAUUAUGGAUAAAGGAUAUCAUGACUUACAAGAGACAAAUGAUCGAUUUCUUGCCAAUAUUCAGCGCAAUGGUACAUUUUCUGUGGUUCCCCGCGUUCCGGGAGGUGAGAUCACAGCAGACAAGUUGAUCACCAUUGGACAAGUGGCAAAGAAAUACAACUUGUAUUGCAAAAUCACUGGCGGUCAGCGUAUCGACAUGUUUGGAGCCAAGAAGCAGGAUCUUCUUGACAUCUGGACAGAACUGGUCAAUGCAGGAAUGGAGAGUGGUCAUGCUUACGCGAAGUCCUUGCGUACGGUCAAGAGUUGUGUUGGAACAACCUGGUGUCGCUUCGGUAUUGGUGACAGCGUCGGAAUGGCCAUUCGACUAGAAGAGCGCUACAAGAGCCUUCGAUCUCCUCACAAGCUCAAGGGUGCUGUUUCUGGGUGUGUACGAGAAUGUGCUGAGGCACAAAACAAGGACUUUGGCCUGAUCUCCACCGAAAAGGGCUUUAAUAUAUUCGUUGGGGGCAACGGAGGUGCCAAGCCCCGUCACUCUGAGAUCUUAGCCAAAGAUGUGCCGCCGGAGAAAGUGAUUUCCCUCAUCGAUCGAUAUCUCAUUUUCUAUAUUCGCACAGCGGAUAAACUUCAGCGGACGGCCCGCUGGAUUGAGAAUCUUCCAGGCGGAAUAGAGUACCUGCGGGAGGUAGUGGUCGAUGAUAAGCUAGGAAUUGGGGCAGAGAUGGAGCAGCAAAUGCAGGAGCUUGUGGAUAGCUAUUUCUGCGAAUGGACGGAAACGAUCCGCGAUCCCAAGCGGCGCAAACACUUUCAACAAUUCGCCAACACCGAUGAGACGGUCGAGACGGUGGAGGUCAUAAAGGAGCGCGGGCAAGAGAGACCCACCUACUGGUCUAACGAGCCUGCCAAAGUGGAUUUCAAGGGCCAUCAGUGGUCGGGUCUUUCGUGGCAGCCUAUGGUCAAGGCAGACCACUUCUCGGAUGGAGUCACGUCCGCAAAUCUCAAGCGCGGGGACACUCAGCUCGCUGUCUUCAAGAUCAAGGACAAAUUCUAUGCGACGCAGCAGAUGUGCCCUCAUAAGCGUGCUUUUGUCCUAUCUGAUGGCUUGAUCGGCGACGAUGAUGCGGGCAAAUACUGGGUAUCCUGCCCGAAUCACAAGCGCAACUUUGAGCUCAACGGGGAACAGGCGGGUCGCUGCUCAAAUGAUGAGAGCAUGAACAUUGCCACAUUUCCAGUAGAAGAGCGUGCUGAUGGCUGGGUCUACCUUAAGCUACCUGCGGUGGACGAGCUGGACGCGAUCCUUGGAACAGAGAAGUGGAAAGUGAAGAAGGGAGAGGCGCCGGACCCAUUUCAGAAACAUGAUAGGAAGUACCGGGGGACGCGCGGAAAGAAGCCAGUCCAGAAGACAUCAUCAAGCAAGCAGGUGUCAUCUUCAGGGGUGAUUGACUGGUAGGAUUGUAAGGUUUUCAGUUUAUGAUGUUUUCACGAAGCUACGUUAGAUACCUGAGGUUGCUAGUGCUUGUCAUGAGGAUAGCAUACACCACUUCUG